Nerophis ophidion (straightnose pipefish) is the source of this 2463-nucleotide messenger RNA. RefSeq names its product lamin-A-like. The record is from RefSeq and is a predicted model, not a curated record. Lineage: Eukaryota; Metazoa; Chordata; Actinopteri; Syngnathiformes; Syngnathidae. The coding region runs from base 164 to 2089 and encodes 641 amino acids. The transcript is spliced from 13 exons.
GAAUUAGAGAGGGAGAGGGACAAGCACCACUGCUGACUGCCAAACUUUUAGGCCAACCUCUCUGCUCUCCUCCCAUCUCAUUCUUUCCCAUUCGGGCACUCAGACGACACACAGCAACAGGCUGAAGAUCACAAAGGGAGGCUAGAACCAACUUUAAAAGAAGAUGGCCACACCAAAAAACACCCCCCGGGGCGCGCACAACACCCCUCUCUCCCCCAACCGCAUCACCCGCCUCCAGGAGAAGGAGGACCUGUGCAACCUCAACGACCGCCUGGCCGUCUACAUCGACAAGGUCCGCUCCCUGGAGAGCGAGAACGCCGGCCUGCGUCUGCGCAUCACCGAGUCGGAGACGGAGGUCUCGCGGGAGCUGACGGGCCUCAAGGCGGCCUACGAGACGGAGCUGGCCGACGCCCGCCAGACGCUGGACUCGGUGGCCAAGGAGCGCGCCCGACUGCAGCUGGAGGUGGGCAAGCUGAGGGAGGAGUACAAGGAGCUCAAAGCCAGGAACACUAAAAAGGAAUCGGACCUGGCGGCAGCGUUGCUGAGGCUCAAAGACUUGGAGGCCUUGCUGAACUCGAAGGACGCCUCCUUGACGACAGCGAUAGGAGAGAAGCGUAACCUUGAAGCGGAAAACCGGGACCUGAAGGCGCAGGUUGCCAAGCUCGACACCAGCCUGGGUGAAGCCAAGAAGCAGCUGCAAGAUGAGAUGCUGAGGAGGGUGGAUGGAGAAAAUCGUAUCCAGACCCUCAAGGAGCAGCUGGACUUCCAAAAGAACCUCCAUUCUGAGGAGCUGCGCGAGACCAAGCGGCGCCAUGAGUCUCGUAUGGUGGAGUUGGACAACGGCCACCAGCAAGACUUUGAAAGCAAACUGGCGGAGGCCUUGACGGACAUGCGUGGCCAGCAUGACCUACAGAUUCAACUCUAUAAGGAUGAGCUGGAGAAGACCUACAACUCAAAGCUGGAAGGCGCACGUCAGUCAGCAGACAGGAGCAGCCAUCUGGUGGGAGCGGCGCAUGAAGAGCUACAGGAGACACGCGUCCGCCUGGAGUCCACCUCGUCUCAGCUCAGCCAGCUGCAGAAACAGCUUGCAGCCCGUGAAGCAAAGGUGAGAGACCUGGAGGAAGCCCUGUCUCGAGAGCGGGACACCAUGCGGCGCCUUCUUGGAGAGAAAGACCGAGAAAUGGCGGAGAUGAGGCAGCGGAUGCAGCAGCAGCUGGACGAGUACCAGGAGCUCCUGGAUGUCAAGCUGGCAUUAGACAUGGAGAUCUGUGCCUACAGGAAGCUCCUGGAGGGCGAGGAGCAGAGGCUGCGUCUCUCCCCGAGUCCGCCCCCGACGAUUAUGGCGGGGAGUCGCACCUCCAAUCUGUCGGCUAAUUCGCGAUCGCUCCACUGCGGCUCUGCCACCAAGAGGCGGCGCCCCAACGACACGGACAGCGAGGCCUCCAGCUUUGCCGGCGGCGCCGUGGCUCGCACCCGCAUUACCCAGCAGGCCUCUGCCAGCGGACGGGUCACCGUGGAUGAAGUGGACCUGGAUGGGAAAUACGUCCGACUCAGCAAUAAAGCAGACGAGGAUCAAAAUCUAGGGAACUGGCAAGUGAAACGUCAGAUAGGAUCCAGUCCUGCGAUUGCAUUCAAGUUCCCUGCAAAGUUUGUACUGAAGGCUGGCCAGAGAGUCACGAUCUGGGCUGCUGGUGCUGGUGGAAACCACAAUCCUCCUUCCGAUCUGGUGUGGAAGACACAACCCAACUGGGGCACCGGAGACCAGUUCCAGACCACCUUGAUCAGUGCUAAUGGGGAGGAAAUGGCAAUGAGGAAGGUCACUCGCACACAGCUUGAAGAAGAUGACGACGACCUGCAGGUCGCUCACAGCACCUGCGGGGACAGCGAGUACAACCUGCGUAGUCGCACGGUGGUGUGCGGCUCCUGCGGCCUCCCCUCAGACAAGUCCAACAACUGCUCCGUCGUGUCUUCGGCUUCCCGCUCCUUCCGCAGCGGCGGCAUCUCCGAGGGUUUGCUGCCCCAUUCUUACGUGUUCAGCACCAGCACGCCUCGCAAGACUGGAAGAACUGAGAAAUGUCCAAUCAUGUGAGCUUUUGGAGGACCGACACCAUACCAGUUCUUUUAUGAUUAUGGUGCUUUGAUAUAAUCCUUCCGUAUAAUCUGAAAAAUCUCCAUACUGCCUUUUUGUGAUAUAUUCAUAGGCAUGCUUUGACUUUUUUUUUUCUAUAUUUUAUAAAAUUCAAUUAUAGAUGGUGUCAGCCACCAGACAAUUAAAUAUGAAGUAGUUUAGUUUAAAACUUUGACAUCUUAAUACUGCCGUUAGGACUUUUUUAUAUGAAAUGCUGAAAAGAGAAUGAAUAAAAUGAGGACUAUUCAUGAUUACGUUUACACUUACUUUCUCAGUAAAAUGGCCUCAGUGUUUGUUGUGCUUUUUUUUUUCAAAAUAAACUUUGCAGAAAAUGA